UAGCUGCCGGCGAUUCCGCUGUAAAGUGUCUUGCCGAGUGAGAAUUGUUCCUAAAUGACGGCCGAGGUUCAGCAGCCGCCGGCUCAUAGCACGGCCCAGAGCAGCCCCAUGUCUGCAGGCACCGAGAAGCCCAACAAUCAGACCUCUGUGAUGGAAUCAGCCAUCUCCACCACCAAAACUAAGAAAACAAACGCUGGCAUACGACGCCCGGAGAAGCCGCCGUACUCCUACAUAGCCCUGAUUGUGAUGGCCAUCCAGAGCUCACCAACCAAGAGGCUGACCCUGAGCGAAAUCUACCAGUUCCUCCAGAGCCGCUUCCCCUUUUUCCGGGGCUCCUACCAAGGCUGGAAGAAUUCGGUGCGUCACAACCUUUCCCUGAACGAGUGCUUCAUCAAACUGCCCAAGGGUCUGGGCAGACCGGGCAAAGGCCACUACUGGACCAUUGACCCCGCCAGCGAGUUCAUGUUUGAGGAGGGUUCCUUUCGACGCAGACCAAGGGGCUUUCGCAGGAAAUGCCAGGCCCUUAAGCCAAUGUACAGCAUGAUGAACGGAUUGGGCUUCAACCACAUCCCAGAGACCUAUAACUUCCAGGGGUCAAGAGGACCCAUCUCCUGUGCUCCAAACGGGCUUUCUCUAGAUAGUAGCAUUAGUAUGAUGAAUGGACAUUUGUCCAACAACGUUGAUGGGAUGGGUUUACCAGGACAUUCUGUCUCUCACCUCUCGACUAACAACGGGCACUAUAUGGGAAGCUGUACAGGGUCUUCGGUAGGAGAUUACCCCAACCACGCCGACAGCUCGGUGCCCGCCUCUCCCUUGCUGACCGGCGGUGGGGUGAUGGAGCCUCACUCCAUGUAUACUACCUCGGCUUCAGCAUGGGCUCCAUCGGCCUCCGCACUCAACAACGGGGCUCCUUACAUCAAACAGCAGUCUCUAUCACCGUGCAACCCGUCGGCGAAUCUAACUUCAAACCUGCAAGCGCACUCCCUAGAUCAGUCCUAUUUACAUCAAAAUAGCCACAAUGCUACCGAUAUACAAGGAAUUCCGCGAUAUCACUCGCAGUCUCCCAGCAUGUGUGACAGGAAAGAAUUCGUCUUCUCUUUCAACGCCAUGACGUCCCCUUCAAUGCAUCCAUCAACUAAUGGAUCUUACUAUCAUCAGCAAGUGACUUACCAAGAUAUCAAACCUUGUGUAAUGUGAUACUAUAUAGAGAGCCCGUGGAAUAUGCUCCCCCGGCCUUGCACUGCCACAGCUCCAUCAGCAGCAGCGGUGCGUUCUAGUCCAUAAAAAAAAACUUUAUUUGGAUCCUUAUUUAAAGCGAUAAGUGAAUCCAGGAUGAUUACUAGAGAAAGAAAAAUACCAUUUGUGAAGGCACU
This is a messenger RNA of Carcharodon carcharias (great white shark), 1373 nucleotides long. It is a transcript of the gene foxf1, whose product is annotated as forkhead box F1. Gene Ontology annotation, molecular function: DNA-binding transcription factor activity, RNA polymerase II-specific; RNA polymerase II cis-regulatory region sequence-specific DNA binding. Gene Ontology annotation, biological process: animal organ morphogenesis; regulation of transcription by RNA polymerase II. Bases 55 to 1197 code for a protein of 380 amino acids. The transcript has 2 exons. The record is from RefSeq and is a predicted model, not a curated record. Lineage: Eukaryota; Metazoa; Chordata; Chondrichthyes; Lamniformes; Lamnidae. Gene Ontology annotation, cellular component: nucleus.